CACACCCGAGCACGGCACCGCCCUCCUGGCAGGAGGAAGAGGAGGAGAAGGACGAGGAAGGAGGCCCGGGGCUGCCCCGCCCCACGGCCAUCUGUGACCGUCCGGGGCCACGCCGCUGUGCAUCUGCCACGCUGCUCCCCUGCCGAAAUGCCCCUUUUCAGCGUGCCCAAAGAAGUGGCGGUCGGGGCGGCGAUGCUGGGGGUUGCCUUUGCCACGGGGAUGCUGGCAGGUAAAAGAUAUCCAUCGUUAGGUUUUGGUACACCCAAAUCGUCCAAGAGUACCAUUGGGAAAAACAGUCCUCUCUUGCAGUACAUACUGGAUCACUCUUUGAGGGAACACCCAAUUCUAAAGAAGCUGCGACUGCUCACUGCUGAUCAUCCCCAUGGUAAAAUGAUGGUGUCCUGUGACCAGGCUCAGCUUAUGGCAAAUUUGGUCAAACUCAUUAAAGCCAAGAAAGUUAUCGAGAUAGGUGUUUUCACAGGUUACAAUACCUUGAAUAUGGCACUUGUCCUGCCAGAUAAUGGCAAAGUUAUUGCCUGUGAUAUAAACGAAGACUAUGCCAAAAUUGGAAAGCCACUGUGGAAAGAGGCAGGAGUAGAUCAUAAAAUUGACCUGCGGAUUAAGCCAGCAAUUCAAACACUUGACGAACUGUUGGCCAGUGGAGAAGCAGAAACAUUUGACUUUGCUUUCAUUGAUGCGGAUAAAGAAAGCUACAUUGAGUACUAUGAAAAAUGUUUGCGCCUCAUAAAGAAAGGAGGAAUAAUAGCUAUUGACAAUAUCCUUUGGGGUGGAAGAGUGCUAAAACCAAGAAAGGAUGACUUGGCAGCCCAGACCAUCCACCAACUCAACGAGAAGCUUCUCAGGGAUGCACGAAUCAAUAUCAGCAUACUUCCAAUGGGGGAUGGAGUCACAUUAGCAUUCAAGUUGUAACUGGAGGAAGCCCAGCAUCAAAUCAUCAGGACAAACAAGUGGACCAGCAUCAAAAAUGAGUAUUUAACCUAUAUCUCCGCUGGAUAGCAUAGCCAUGAAAAGUAGACUCUAGGAGCAGCAGGAUUCUAAGAGCACCUAACUUGAGAGACUUGUUUUGAAAUCUACUAUGGUUUCUUAUUUCAACUGUAAUAAAGCAAUUAAGAUCUA
Molecule: messenger RNA, 1137 nt
Organism: Calypte anna (Anna's hummingbird)
Lineage: Eukaryota; Metazoa; Chordata; Aves; Apodiformes; Trochilidae
Gene: COMTD1
Product: catechol-O-methyltransferase domain containing 1
Exons: 7
Coding region: 148-930 (260 amino acids)
Molecular function (GO): O-methyltransferase activity; S-adenosylmethionine-dependent methyltransferase activity
Source: RefSeq, a predicted model, not a curated record